AUGAGGCAUCACCAAUCAGAUUGGAGCUCCCUUGAGGGCGUUGUGACCAGCCUAUUAGAUGGCAACCCCAUUGCCAUUCUAAUCACGGCCUUUAUUGCCUUUGGUCUGCCCGUUCUUCUACAUCUGAUUUUCUACCAGACAGUGGCAUCUCCGCCUGUGAGCAAUUUCUUGCUGCUUGGACCCAGCGGGGCAGGUAAGACAGCUCUAGUGACAUUGCUUGAAGCGAAAUCGUCUCUACUCGUCAAGAAGUCCAAGGCCACACAUACUUCUCAGACGUCCACCAACGCCACCGUUAGCCUUCCCGUUUCAGUUCCGACUGCUUCCAACCGCUUCCGAUCGGUAAAUGACCCGUCGUUGAAAGAUGUCUCGAGAAAUCCCAUAAAAUAUAAUGUUAGAGAUACCCCCGGCCAUGGGAAACUGCGGGGAACUCAGGGCGUGGCUCAGCUUCAGUCAAUGUCGAGCGCCAAGGACCCAAGAAUGAGAGCUCGCGGAGUAAUCUUCGUGGUCGACACGGCGGCUCUCACUCAAGACGAGACUUUACGUGAUACCGCCAGCUAUCUACACGAUGCCCUUCUGGCUCUACAGAGACGAGCUCUAGGCAAGGGGAAGGCUGCCUUGAAAGCCGCAGGAGAAAUUCCUGUGCUCGUGGCCGCCAACAAGCAGGAUCUUUUCACUGCCCUGCCUCCCGGUUCAGUGCGUGAAAAGUUGGAAUCCGAGAUUGACAGAAUCCGGAAGUCAAAGAGCAAGGGCCUCAUGGAUGCCAGUGUUGAUUCUGGAACAGGGGAGGGUGAAGAUGAAAUCUUGGGUAAUGAUGAUGUUCAGGACCCAUUCACCUUUAAGCUUCUGGAGGAGGAUGUUGGCAUCAAGGUCGAUGUUGUCGGUGGAGCGGUAAAGGGAGACGAUGAAGAGAAUGUUGGAUCUGGCGUGAGACGAUGGGAAGAAUGGAUCGGUCAGUGUCUGUGA
Molecule: messenger RNA, 963 nt
Organism: Aspergillus chevalieri
Lineage: Eukaryota; Fungi; Ascomycota; Eurotiomycetes; Eurotiales; Aspergillaceae
Product: signal recognition particle receptor subunit beta
Exons: 2
Coding region: 1-963 (320 amino acids)
Source: RefSeq, a predicted model, not a curated record